AUUUUUUUUUUUUUAAGGUAACGCUUAAUUUGGGACUAAUAUCUGUGCCCCUUAAAAUCUCCCUAUGACUUAGCUCAUUACUUAUUAUUUUGUUUUAUUAAAAUUCAUUACCAAUGCGGACAAAACUUGCUAUAACAUCGUUUGGUAGAAUGAGACACAUAACAACUCAUUCUCACAACUGCCAACUCAAAACCCAACAACCUCAUGACUAUUCCUCUGUUGAUGUUUACAAACUAAACAAAACAUUACAUGAUCUUGUCAAAUAUGAAUCUUUAACCUCUGCAUUCCACAUGUUCGACAAAAUGCCUCAACGAGAUGUAAUUACAUGGAAUAUCAUGAUUUCUGGAUACAAUCAAAAUGGGUUUCCAAGAAAAUCACUAAACUUGUAUAACAACAUGGUUUCUUUAGGUAUUAAGGAGAAUUCAUCUACUUUGUCAUCUAUAUUGAGUAUAUGUGCUAAUGCAGGUUUAUAUAAAGAAGGGGUUGAGAUUCAUAGUAGAGUAGUUGUUAUGGGGUUUAAUAUGAACUUAUAUAUUGCUAGUGCACUUGUUAAUAUGUAUAUACAAAUGGGGUUUAUAGAUGUUGGUUUAAAAUUGUUUUUUGACUUACCAAAACGAAACUUAGCGGUAUGGAACGUGGUUUUACGUGGAAUUUGUGAGUUGGGACGGUCGAGUGAGUUGUUAAGGUUGUAUAGUGAUAUGAAGUUGGAGAAUGUGGAGCCUAAUGGGCUUACAUUUUGUUAUUUGAUUCAUGGUUGUUGUAAAGAGAGAGUUUUUGAUAAUGGCAGGGAGAUGCAUUCGCGUGUGAUUAAGAUUGGAUGGUUAGAAUCGAAUAUUUUUUUAGCGAAUGCGUUGGUGGAUUUUUACUCUGCUUGUGGCGUUUUGCUUGAUGCCGAUAAAGCAUUUGAGUGUAUUCUACCUCAGGAUGUCAUUUCAUGGAAUUCAAUGGUUUCCGUCUAUGCUGCCAAUAAUUUGUUGCAUGAAGCUGUUCGAGUUUUAGAAGAGAUGAGAUCGUGGGACAAACAUCCAUCUGCUAUGUCUUUAGUAGCGUUGUUGAAUUUGUCAAGUCGCAGAAAGGAACUGCUAUUUGGAAAACAGAUACAUAAUUUUGUUGUAAAAUCGGGUGUUGAUUAUGGAAGUGUCCUCAUUCAGUCAGCUUUGAUUGAUAUGUAUGGGAAAAAUGGUGAUAUUGAAAGUUCAGUUUCUGUAUUCCAGAGUUCCCGUAAGAGAAUUCUCGAAUGUUGUAAUUCAAUGAUGACAUCUUUGCUGCAUCUCGGUUUCCUCGAAGAUGUGUUUGAGCUUUUUAGUCGGAUGGUUUGUGAAAAUAUUGUGUUUGAUGAAGUGAGUUUGUCCUCAACAAUAAAGGCAUCAUCAUUGUAUUCCUCUCCUAGCUUGGAUAGCUGUGCUUUGUUGCAUUGUUGUGCAAUAAAAUCAGGUUUUGAUUCUGAUAGUAUGGUCUUAUGUUCUCUGAUUGAUGCAUAUUCAAGAUUGGGACAGAUUAGAUUCUCUCAGCAGAGUUUCGAAGCGCUUCCCUCACCUAAUAUCAUCGGUUUCACUUCAAUAAUUAAUGCAUAUGCUCGUAAAGGAAUGGGAAGUGAAUGCCUUGGAAUGUUUGAAGAAAUGAUCCAAAAGGGUGUAAAACCAGAUGAAGUCACGUUCUUGUGUAUACUGUUGGGCUGCAACCAUUCAGGUCUAGUCGAAGAAGGGAAAAAGAUUUUUGAAUCAAUGAGAACUCUUCAUGAGGUCUAUCCAGACAGGCGGCACUAUUCUUGUAUGGUGGAUCUUCUAGGCCGUGCAGGUCUAGUCAAUGAGGCAGAAGAGUUGCUAAAUCAUGCAUCAUCGACAGGAGAUUCUGUUAUGUGGAGCUCACUUUUGCGAAGUUGCAGGAUUCAUCAAAAUGAGAAUGUUGGAAGAAGAGCAGCUAAAAAGUUAAUGGAUCUUGAGCCAGAGGAUCCUUCUGUUUGGUUACAGGCCUCAAAUUUUUAUUCUGAAAUUGGGGAGUUCGAGACUGCAAUAUAUAUUCAAGAGGCUGCAGUCGCAAGGAAGAUGAGCAGUGAUAUUGGCUAUAGUUUAAUUCGGGUGCAUGAGUGCCAUUAAAUAUCCACUUAAAUAAAAAGAGUCUGAAGAGGACAUCUGAA
Lycium ferocissimum is the source of this 2137-nucleotide messenger RNA. RefSeq names its product pentatricopeptide repeat-containing protein At5g27110-like. The coding region runs from base 114 to 2096 and encodes 660 amino acids. The record is from RefSeq and is a predicted model, not a curated record. NCBI's taxonomy places the organism in Eukaryota, Viridiplantae, Streptophyta, Magnoliopsida, Solanales, Solanaceae. Gene Ontology annotation, biological process: RNA modification. Gene Ontology annotation, molecular function: RNA binding; protein binding. The transcript has a single exon.